CUAUACCCCUGCGUGGUCCCGGAGGUAGAAAAUAAACACACAAAAGAGAGGGCUGGGGACACAGCCCUGUAUCGGCCACGGCGCCCCGUGCCUCGCUGCGCUCUCCCUCACACCCCCCUGUCCCGCGCGAUGGUAGCGUCCGGGAGACGUCACCCAUUGUUUACAAAUCAACCCCAGCCGGCAGGGCUCCGGCUCCCGCGGCUGCGAGUGCGCCGCGCCUGUGCCCGGCUACCCCGGCCUCCGCUUUCCCUCGGCCCCGGCCCCGGCCUCCGCCUCGGCCCUGCGCCCGCUUCUGCCCCGGCCCGCCGAGCCCGCGGGCAGCCGAGCCGCCAGCGACGCCCGCUGAGCCCCGUGUGCCCGGGCGGGGGGCCAUGCCGUGCCGGAGGGAAGAGGAAGAGGAAGCCGGCGAGGAAGCGGAGGGGGAGGAGGAGGAGGAGGAGGAAGACAGCUUCCUCCUGCUGGAGCAGUCGGUGACGCUGGGCGGCUCGGGCGAGGUGGACCGGCUGGUGGUCCAGAUCGGCGAGACGCUGCAGCUGGAGCCGGCGCACCACAGCCCGGCCUCCCCGUGCGCGCCCCCAGGGCCUCCGCUGCAGCCCCCGCGGCCCCUGGCCGCGCUGGCGGCGGACAAGGCCGUGGCCCCGGCGGUGCCGCCGCUGCUGCUGCGUCCGGUGUCGGCCGAGGCGGGGGCCCCGGCGCCCCUUGGGGCCCUGCGCUGCGCUCUCGGGGACCGCGGCCGCGUGCGGGGCCGGGCGGCGCCCUACUGCGUGGCGGAGCUCACCGACUCCAGCACACUUCCCGGGCCGUGCCGGCGAGGAUGGCUCCGUGGCGCCGUCGCCUCCCGUCGCCUUCCCCAGCGUCGGUGGACCCAAGCUGGGGCGCGCGCGGGCGACGACGACCCGCAUCGGCUCCUGCAGCAGCUCGUGCUCUCGGGGAACCUCAUCAAGGAGGCGGUGCGCAGGCUCCAGCGAGCGGUCGCUGCGGUUGCCGCCACGAACCCCGCGACCGCCCCCGAAGCGGGGGGCGGCUGCAGCGCACCGGACCCCGUCACCCUGCAGACCUCGGGCACCCGGCUCUGACCCGGGUCCCGGGAGGAGGAAGAGGUCGCCGCUGCGCCGACCCAGCAGCGUCCGGAACGGAAGAAGCCAGCUCUAUUCUGGGGGGCGACGGGCCACACAUAUCAGGGAGGCGAAGUUGUGGGAGAAAACGGAAAAGCGUGGAGAAAUGCACCGGUCCGGGUGCUUGCAUGGCGCGUGAGAAUUUCCCUGGCCACCCAGGACCAAGGACCUGGAAUAAUAAACUGGGAGAACUAUGGCAGCUACUUGGAUCAACUAGUACUCGAGUUAGCCCUUGGGGGCGUCUUGGUCCUGUGCUUGGAGUGUUUAAAGCUAAGGCUCGGAGGGGUGGGAAUCGCGGAGGCUAACAAUACUUGAAAACUAAUGAUACGAAUGCCCUUUUCUCAUUUUCCGGUGGUGGAGCUUUGUAAACAUGGUGCUAAAAGUGCAAAGAAAUUGUGGGGUGAAUGUAAAAGCUUGGUGGUGGGUGGGUUGGCAGAGCCCUCCUCCCCCUUUCUCCUGCUCAGUGGCUGGGUGGAGGUGAGAGAAGAGGCUGGAAGGGGGGGAAGGAGAAUUUGGAAGGUGAGGGGACUUGAGUUGGAAUGUGGACUUUUAAAUGACUUGACCUUGCUUCCUGUGGUUCAAGGUCAGGUUUGCUGUAAGUGGGGAGGCUGUGGGGUUCUGGGGAAGAGCUAAGUCACCCACGGAUAUUUUCUUUCUCUUGCUCUAAGAAGACCGGUCUCUUUUGCCGCCACCAAUUGGAGUCUCCCAGGCAGAGGGACCUGUAGGGAGAAUGCCUCGCUUUUUCUGUGCUUUCCUCUCCAGAACUCCAGCUCCUGCCCGGGCCACUCUUGGCCACACCACCAACUUUCUCAGAAAUGGUCAUAAACAAUCUCCUGUCCUUUCUGGUGUCUGUGGGGUUGGAGGAAAGCCCUGGACUCCUUUCUGCUUGGUUCUGGCCUCGUGGGCCUGAGCCUCUGGUCUGCAGUUCCUCACCUGCCAGCUCUUUUUAGUGAGUGGAAACCGUUUUUAAAAUGUGACUCUCCAAGGGGAGAAACUGCUGGCUUUACCCUUGUGAAACUUGAUGGCACUUUAGUAAGGUGCCCACCCCUUCCCCAAUUUUAAGGUAGCUAAAUGAUUUUUUUUUUUUAAGAUUCAAUGGCUUGUUCAUCCUCCAGAUGUAGCUAUUGAGGUACACUUCGCAACGGAGUGUCUGAAAUUGUGGUGGUCCUGAUUUACAGGAUUUCUUAAUUAAAAUGUCUGCUGAAUAAAUUUGGUUUUUGUUUUGGA
Messenger RNA from Perognathus longimembris pacificus (Pacific pocket mouse), 2342 nucleotides. It is a transcript of the gene Frat2, whose product is annotated as FRAT regulator of WNT signaling pathway 2. The transcript has a single exon. NCBI's taxonomy places the organism in Eukaryota, Metazoa, Chordata, Mammalia, Rodentia, Heteromyidae. The record is from RefSeq and is a predicted model, not a curated record. The coding region runs from base 372 to 1076 and encodes 234 amino acids. Gene Ontology annotation, cellular component: cytoplasm.